Molecule: messenger RNA, 1879 nt
Organism: Belonocnema kinseyi
Lineage: Eukaryota; Metazoa; Arthropoda; Insecta; Hymenoptera; Cynipidae
Product: zinc finger protein 681-like
Exons: 2
Coding region: 115-1053 (312 amino acids)
Biological process (GO): regulation of transcription by RNA polymerase II
Cellular component (GO): nucleus
Molecular function (GO): RNA polymerase II transcription regulatory region sequence-specific DNA binding; DNA-binding transcription factor activity, RNA polymerase II-specific
Source: RefSeq, a predicted model, not a curated record
CAGCAGAAUUUCAAGAUUGAAACGAAGUCAUCAAUAGAAAGUCUAGUUGUUGAGCCAUAUUCUUGUUCAAAUACUCAUAUCUCUUCUGGCAAUAAAACUGCUGCCAAGACUGUAAUGGAAUACGACGCUGAUGAGACUUUGGAAAUCAAGGAAGAGAUCAUUCAAGUUCAAGAAACAAUUACAGCCCAGAAUCGGAAUGAAACAAACAAGUUAAAAUUUUGUACCGUGUAUAUGAAAGAUAAUAUUUCGGAGAUUAAACCGAAACCGCACACACUAAAGAAGCCGAAAAUUCUAGAGUCAGCACAGAAGAACAAAUGCGAGAAGUGUUUCCGAACCUAUAAAAAUAAAUGUCAUUUGAAUUAUCAUCUAAAAUUCGAAUGUGGCGUCAUGCCACAGUUCAGUUGUAAAUUCUGCGACAAGAAAUUUAAACGAAAAUCUGUCUUGAAUGUCCAUGUAGUUCGCAUUCAUAACAGCCUAAGAUCAAAGCCGUUGGUAUUAAAGCAUAAAUGCGACAAAUGUUCUCUUAGUUACAAUUGGCCAAGAGAUUUAGUUCGACACAUACAUUUAGUACACGCGGUGAACAAACCACUAUUUACUUGCGAUUUUUGCGGACAAGAAUUCAAUGCAAAAUAUAAUUUGGUUGGACACAUGAAUUCCCGCCACUCACAGAAAAUGAAAUCCAGACAUGAAUGCGACAAAUGCGCGCGAAGUUACAAAAGGCGAUAUGGCUUACAACGACAUAAACGCUUAGAACAUGCAGCAGUCAUACCACAAUUUAUUUGCGAUGUUUGCGGACAUAAAUUCGAUACAAAAGAUCAUUUAGGUGCACACAUGACUUUGCAUUACAAGAGACAAAGAGACGAUUCACUAAAAUCUAGUUACAAAUGCGACCAAUGUGCUCGUUGUUACAGCUACAGACGUGGUUUGAAUGAGCAUAAACGUUUAUCACACGGAGAAGUUAAACUGCAAUUUACUUGCGAUAUUUGUGGUUUCAAAACUAUAAGCAAACAAUACUUGUCAAGACACAUUACUUCAAAACAUCUUAAAAAAUAAUGAUUAUGCACGGGAAUCUUCAAUUUUCCGGAAAUUUAUCAUAGAAAUUGAAAGACUUAAAUACCUCAAAUAACUUUCUGUGAAAAUAUAUCAUAAUACUCAAUGCUACAUUCUGAGGUUCCGGAAAGGUAGAUGUACUCAGCAUGCAUUAGCGUUAUAUGUUCUUUAUAAUUUAUUGUUUACUAUAAAAUUUUUUGCAUUUUCUAUUAUAAUAUUAGGCAUUGUCGAAUGUAUUCUAUUCUGAAAUAAUAAAACAAUCAUUUUUGUAAGAUUUCGAUACUUUCUAUACAGUUAAUAUAUUUAUUCAAUUUUUACAUCAUGGCACUUUUGUGAUUAUAGACAUCCUUAACCUCAUGUUACCACGCACAAAAAUUCACACUAAUAACCACCCGGGGUACCCGGGUACCCGAGCGUAAAUUUUCAGUUAAAAAUAUAUUUUAACUGUAAAUAAUUUAUUUAUUAAAAGUAUAUUGAUUUAUUUAUGGUUUGUAAAGAUAUUCCAAGCUGAAUACAAUAAUAAUACUAUAUUAUUAAUAUUAUAUACCUUGACAGUAUCUAGUACUAGCAGUCAGUUUAGUUUAGGCUCUAUCGUAUACUCAGAAAGUUAACCAUUGCUUGGUCAAGUUUUUAUUUAUAUUUUGUGCAUUGUGAACGUAUUUUGUGAACUUCGAGAGGAGAAUUUUUGAGGUAACGUACAUAAAAGUAACAUGUUUUUUGUAUUACAAAAUUGACUGAUGUACUGAUUUGAGUAUAAUUCUUCUAUAAUACAUCAAUUUAUUUAUUGUAUAGAUUAAGCGACGCUGCGAAAGAUGAAUAUUUGAAAUUU